UAAUUUCCAGCACCCAGAAUUCCUUUUUAUAAUUCUCUUCGAGAUUUCCCUUUCAAAAAUGAUCAGAUUCUACUAAUAGUGCAAGUUUCAGAGUUUUCGUUUCCCUCAAAGAAAAUGACAAGAGCGAUCGUUUCCUCAAGUUUAUUGGGCUUGUUUCCUGUGGUUUCAUCAGCUAAAAGUUGUGAUUUGGGUAAAGAAAGAAACAGAUUUUGUUGUUUCAAUGAGAGGAAGGAGCAAAGAAACGUUAUCUGUGCUUGUAUGGCUCCUACUAGAAACCUGGGGCGUGAUGGAUUCCCUGGAACUAAGUUAAAUGAAUCAUCUAAAUAUGGGAAUUUGAACAAGGAAGUGAAGCAUGAGAAUGAUUCUGAUGUUCUUAUUGAAUGUCGUGACGUAUACAAAUCGUUUGGAGAAAAACACAUCUUGCGAGGAGUGAGCUUCAAGAUUAGGCAUGGUGAAGCUGUUGGAAUAAUUGGUCCUUCUGGCACUGGGAAAUCUACGAUUCUUAAGAUUAUUGCUGGACUUCUUGCACCAGACAAGGGAGAGGUAUAUAUUCGAGAUAAAAAAAGGUCAGGUUUGAUUGGUGAUGAUGAGAUAUCUGGUCUUCGAAUUGGAUUGGUUUUUCAGAGUGCAGCACUUUUUGAUUCUUUGACUGUUCGCGAAAAUGUUGGUUUCCUUUUAUAUGAAAAUUCAAGCAUGUCCGACGAACAAAUUUCACAGCUUGUGACGGAGACAUUGGCUGCUGUUGGUUUAAAGGGAGUUGAAGAAAGGUUACCAUCCGAGUUGUCCGGAGGAAUGAAGAAAAGAGUUGCUUUAGCUCGUUCUAUAAUCUGUGAUAUAACCAAAGAAUCAAUUGAUCCAGAGGUACUUUUAUACGACGAACCAACAGCUGGCCUUGAUCCGAUUGCAUCAACAGUUGUUGAAGAUCUCAUCCGCUCUGUGCAUACGAAGGGCGAGGAGGCACCUGGGAAAGAAGGAAAGAUCGCAUCUUAUGUGGUUGUUACACAUCAACAUAGUACCAUCCGAAGAGCUGUCGACAGGUUAUUGUUUCUUCAUGAGGGGAAGGUUGUUUGGCACGGAAUGACCGACGAAUUUACGACAUCCACCAAUCCGAUUGUUCGACAGUUUGCAUCUGGUAGUCUGGAUGGUCCAAUCAGAUAUUAGAGGCACAUACAAGAUUUAAUAUCAGCUGCCAGUUGGGGAUUCUGAGCAAAAACCAAGUCAAAUGUCAAUUUUCCAUUUAGGCAGUGUGUUUGCCUUUGAUAGUUAAGUGCAGCGGGAUUAGUUGAUGUAGAUUUAACAUG
Messenger RNA from Hibiscus syriacus, 1301 nucleotides. Its product is annotated as protein TRIGALACTOSYLDIACYLGLYCEROL 3, chloroplastic-like. The transcript has 10 exons. The record is from RefSeq and is a predicted model, not a curated record. The coding region runs from base 115 to 1161 and encodes 348 amino acids. Gene Ontology annotation, molecular function: ATP binding; ATP hydrolysis activity. NCBI's taxonomy places the organism in Eukaryota, Viridiplantae, Streptophyta, Magnoliopsida, Malvales, Malvaceae.